Messenger RNA from Polyodon spathula (Mississippi paddlefish), 7158 nucleotides. RefSeq names its product unconventional myosin-Vc-like. Gene Ontology annotation, biological process: vesicle transport along actin filament; actin filament organization. The record is from RefSeq and is a predicted model, not a curated record. Gene Ontology annotation, molecular function: actin filament binding; microfilament motor activity; ATP binding. Lineage: Eukaryota; Metazoa; Chordata; Actinopteri; Acipenseriformes; Polyodontidae. Bases 671 to 5902 code for a protein of 1743 amino acids. Gene Ontology annotation, cellular component: myosin complex; actin cytoskeleton; cytoplasm. The transcript has 41 exons.
AGAACACAUUUACUAUAAAACAUCUAACUUAUGUUUAUGUAUAAAUUAUAUUUAAAUGUGUGUUUCAUAGUAUUGUUAAAUAUAUUUUUUCCCGACAUUCAUUAUCUAAUGUACAGUAAGUGACAUAUUUCCAUCCUAUCAUUGUGGCUUCAGGAUUAAGGUUUAAUUACAUUGCGGUUUUUGUUUUUAUUUUAUUUAUUUAUUUUUUUUAUUUUUUUACACAAAAUACAUACAUACGUAAAAGGUAACCUAAUGAAUAUGUUUGGUUUUGUUUUGUUUUAUGUACACAUAUGUAAAAGAUUAUGCACCAGUAAUGUAACAAACAUUAAGGAGUUUUUCCCAUGGCAUUUUGUUUGCUUUCAAUUUCUCGAUCCCUGUGUAAAUUAACACACCUAUCACUUAAGCCAUUGUCACAAGACCGGUUAUGGGCGGAAUGAGGGAGGUUCCCAAGUCCGGGAGCUGACUGCGGAAAGGUUGUAGAAACUUUUUGGGAGUUCCCUCCUACUGUAAACAGCAUCACUGUAACCUGGAGUGAAAUGGAAGCCAAUUGACCAGGAAGCCUUCCCAUUCAAACUAAAAAGGAAGACGCUUGUACCAGCAUAGUUCAAAAUCUGGAUUUUAGGACAUUACACGGAUAAUUAUAUGUUCUACAGCCCUACAACCCGUUGCCAUGGCUCUGGCGGAGUUGUACACCAAGUUCAACAGAGUGUGGAUCCCUGAUCCAGAAGAUGUCUGGAAAUCGGCUGAGAUCACCAAAGAUUACAAACCAGAGGAAAAUGUGCUUGACCUGCUAUUGGAGGAUGGCACAGAAUUAAAAUACCCCCUUGAUUCAGUUACCAAGGACCUGCCCCAUCUGCGUAACCCUGACAUCCUUGUUGGUGAAAAUGACCUCACUGCUCUCAGUUACCUCCAUGAGCCUGCGGUCCUGCAUAACCUCAAAGUGCGCUUUGUGGAAUCCAAGAUUAUCUACACCUACUGUGGUAUUAUACUUGUGGCCAUUAAUCCGUACAAGCAACUGCCUAUCUAUGGAGAUGCCAUCAUACAUGCAUACAGUGGCCAAAAUAUGGGAGAUAUGGACCCUCACAUAUUUGCUGUAGCAGAGGAGGCAUACAAACAGAUGGCUAGGAACAAUAAGAACCAGUCUAUUAUAGUAAGUGGGGAAUCAGGAGCUGGAAAGACCGUGUCUGCUCGCUAUGCCAUGAGAUACUUUGCCACUGUUAGUAAAUCUGGCAGUAAGACGCACGUGGAAGAUAAAGUCCUGGCAUCAAACCCAAUAACAGAGGCUAUCGGCAAUGCUAAAACAACAAGAAAUGAUAAUAGUAGUCGAUUUGGAAAAUACACUGAAAUCAGUUUUGACCGACGCUAUCAGAUCAUCGGAGCAAACAUGAGAACGUAUCUGCUGGAAAAAUCAAGGGUCGUUUUCCAGUCAGAGAAUGAGAGAAACUACCAUAUAUUCUACCAGCUCUGUGCCUCUGCAAACCAACCAGAGUUCAAGAAUUUGAAGCUGGUUAGUGCUGAUGAAUUUAGAUAUACCUGCAUGGGUGGCAAAAUGUGCAUUGAUGGAGUGGAUGACAGAGCUGACAUGAUUGAAACCCAGAGGACUUUCUCUCUACUAGGUUUAAAAGAGGACUUUCAGAUGGACGUGUUUAAGGUACUGGCAGCAGUCCUGCAUUUAGGCAAUGUAGAAAUCAAAGGCAUCAGUGACGACAGGUCUUCUGUCAAUUUGAGUGACAAACACCUGGCUGUGUUCUGUGGUCUACUCAACAUCAGCCCUGAUGGAGUGUCCCGCUGGCUGUGCAAUCGGAAAAUCAUCACGGCCUCUGAGACUGUGGUGAAACCCAUGCCAAAGCUGCGAGCCAUCAAUGCCAGGGAUGCCCUGGCCAAACAGAUCUAUGCCCACCUGUUCAACUGCAUCAUUGACAGAAUCAACAAGAGUCUUCAGUUUCCUGGGAAGAAGCAUACCUUUAUUGGAGUUUUGGACAUUUACGGGUUUGAAACAUUUGAAACCAACAGUUUUGAGCAGUUUUGCAUUAACUAUGCCAAUGAAAAAUUGCAACAGCAGUUUAACCUGCAUGUGUUUAAACUGGAACAAGAAGAAUACAUGAAGGAGGACAUUCCCUGGAUGCUGAUUGAUUUCUAUGACAACCAGCCUGUCAUUGACCUCAUUGAAGCUAAGAUGGGUAUCUUGGAUUUGUUAGAUGAAGAAUGCCUGUUUCCACAGGGCAAAGAUGAGAACUGGCUUCAGAAGCUGUAUAACAAUUAUCUGAACAAGAACCCUCUGUUUGAGAAGCCAAGGAUGUCAAACCAGUCAUUUGUAAUCCAGCACUUUGCUGAUAAGGUAGAAUACAGAUGCCACGGAUUUCUGGAGAAGAACAGAGAUUCAAUGUAUGAAGAGCUGAUUAACAUACUGAAGGCCAGUAAGUUUGAUCUCCUUGCCAACUUCUUUCAAGAGGAAGAACCAACUUUUCCCUUCAGUAAAAGCAUUAACUUCAAAGCUGCCACACCUGGAAUAAAGCCCUCAAACAAACAGCUCCGGACGACUGUUGGCAACAAGUUCCGCAGCUCUCUGUACUUGUUAAUGGAGACUCUGAAUGCCACAACGCCUCACUAUGUACGAUGCAUAAAACCGAAUGAUGAAAAACUCCCAUUCGAAUAUGAUUCAAAGAGGGUCGUACAGCAGUUGCGAGCCUGUGGGGUUCUUGAAACCAUUCGUAUUAGUGCUCAAAGCUAUCCAUCAAGGUGGACGUAUACUGAGUUUUACAGUCGCUACAGCAUUCUAAUGACACAGCAAGAGGUUACGCUGAAUGAUAAGAAACAGACUUGCAAGACAGUGCUGCAGAGGUUAAUUCAUGAUUCGAACCAGUACAAGUUCGGCAGAACGAAGAUCUUUUUCCGAGCAGGUCAGGUGGCGUACCUGGAGAAGCUGCGAUCAGACCGGCUGCGAGGAGCCUGCAUCACGAUCCAGAAGAACCUCCGCGGCUGGACCCAGCGCAAGAAGUACCUCCGCAUGAGAGAGGCCGCCAUCAUCAUCCAGCAGUAUGUGCGAGGCAAGCGGGCAAUACGGCAAACAGUGAGUGCUGCUACCCUGAAACAGGGUUGGGCAGCCAUCGUUAUCCAGAAGCACUGCCGGGGCUUCCUGGUACGCCGGGUCUGGCAGCUUAUUCAGGUUGCCACGGUGACCAUCCAGGCCUUUGCUCGGGGGUGGCUUGCGCGAAUACGAUUCAAGAAGAUUCUUCAAGAACACAAGGCUACAAUCCUGCAGAAGCAUACGCGAGCCUGGCUAGCCAGACGCAGGUUUCAGAGCAUUCGGAGAGUGGUGCUGAAUGUGCAGCUCUCUUACAGAGUGCAGCGACUGCAGAAGAAACUGGAGGACCAGAACAAAGAGAACCACGGGUUACUGGAGAGGCUGACAGGACUGGCCAGCGCUCACUCCCACGAUGUAGACAAGCUGCAGAAACUGGAAGCCACUCUUAAGAAAUCCACGGCGCAGAAGAUGAUGUUUGAGGAAGACUUGAAGAAACAUAAGGAGGAAACCAAACAGGUUAUAACCCAGCUACAAACCCACAAUGCCAUCCUUACUGAAGAGAAGCUGAAACUGGAGAAAAAACUUCAAGAGAAGACUCAGGAAAUGAAAGAUAAUGUAGAUGACAUCAGGAAAAAACUCUUCGAGGAUCUGGCAGGAGUGGAACGGGAAAGAAAAAUCCUGGAGAAUGGCUUUGAGAUUCAAAAGGACGACUAUGAGAAGCAGAUAGAAGCCCUGAAAGAGGAGAUGAAGUGUCUGAGAGAGGAGAAGAUUCAGCUGCAGCAGCAGGUCCAAGAAGAGUUUCUCAUUAAUGACGGACUCAAGCAGGACAUCGCCCAGCUCACAAACCAGGCCAAGGUAAUCCCAGACCUGCGGAAAGAGAUUGUGGUUCUGGAGACACAGAAAAAAGAGCAGGACAAGCAGUUCAAGGAACAAAUGCAGGAAACCAGAGCGAAAAUGUCAGAGGUGACAAGGCAGCUUCUUAGAGGACUGAACGAGGAAGAGCUGCUUUGCAGGUUAUCAAAAGAGGAUAUGGAACAAAUCAAUGAAGACGGAGAGCUACUGUUUGCUUAUGAAGGUCUGAAGAAAGCUAUCAGGGUGAUGGAGAACCAUUUCCAAGCACAGAAAGAGAGCUACGAAAAAGAAAUCGAGAGCCUAAACUACAAGGCCGAGCAUCUCCAGCAUGAGACAGAUCAUUUGCAAAAACUGUUCAGAGAAGAGAACAACAUGAACGACAACAUCCGCCAGGAGGUCAAGCGGCUGGCCUCUGAAAACAUGGCAAUUCCGCAGUAUAAACAGCAAAUAUCCGAACUACAGAGGAAAAACCAAGAGCUGGACAACCGCUUGAAGGACCAGGCUAUAGAACUGAGAGGGAACAUGGAAGUAAUUGCUUGUGAGCUACGCAAUACCCUUGAAGAAGAAGGCUCACAGCGAAGAAUACUGGAGCUUCAGAAAGAAACCUAUGAGAAGGAGAUGCAGGAGCUGAAAGAGAAGGUUGCGGAGAAACAGGAUGAGAAUGACCAGCUGCAGAAACAGUUCCAAGCCGAGAGCCAAGCCAAAAACAAGUUGCGACAAGAAGCCUCGCGACUGAUUGCGGAAAACAUGGACUUUGAAGAACAGGUUGAUAUGAAAGACAGAUUGAUAAAGAAACUUCAAAAUCAAAUACAGGCCUUCCGGACUAUUGAGAAAGUAAAUCAAGUCCAAGAACCAGUUGCACCAAAGGAAUACCUCGGAAUGCUGGAAUACAAAAAGGAUGAUGAAUCAAGGCUCAUUAAAAACAUCAUUCUGGAUAUGAAGCCCAGAGGCGUGGUGGUGAACAUGAUCCCAGGCCUGCCAGCGCACAUCUUGUUCAUGUGUGUGAGGCAUGCUGAUUACCUCAACGACGCCGACCAGCUCAAGUCAUUGAUGAACUCAAUCAUAAACGGGAUUAAGCAAGUCAUUCAGGAUCACCCUGAGGAUUUUGAGACGUUGUCAUUCUGGCUCUCCAACACAUGCCACUUGCUGAACUGCUUAAAGCAAUACAGUGGGGAGGAGGAAUUUAUGAAAUACAAUAGUCCACAUCAGAAUAAGAACUGUCUGAAGAAUUUCGACCUGUCUGAGCACAGGCAGAUACUCAGUGACCUGGCCAUUCGCAUCUAUCAGCAGUUCAUCAACGUCAUGGAGAGCGGCAUUCAGCCAAUGAUUGUGCCAGGAAUGCUGGAGCACGAGAGUCUCCAAGGUAUUUCCAGUAUGAAACCUACAGGAUUCCGCAAGCGUUCCACCAGUAUCUAUGAAGACACAGAGGUGUAUACCAUCUCCAGCAUCCUGCAGCAGCUGGGCUACUUCUACAGCACCAUGUGUCAACACGGCAUGGACCCGGAGCUGAUCAAGCAAGCCGUGAAGCAGCUCUUCUAUCUCAUCACAGCCGUCACGCUGAACAGCAUCUUCCUCCGGAAAGACAUGUGCUCCUGCAGAAAGGGAAUGCAGAUCAGGUGUAACAUCAGUUACCUGGAAGAAUGGCUAAAGGAGAAGAAUCUUCAGGGCAGCUGUGCCAUAGACACAAUGGAGCCUCUUUCUCAGACGGCCUGGUUACUUCAGGUCAACAAAUCAACAGACGAGGAUGCCAAGGAAAUAUGUGAAAGAUGUUCUGGGCUUUCUGCUGUCCAGGUAGUAAAGAUUCUCAACUCGUACACACCUAUAGAUGAUUUUGAGAAGAGGGUAGCUCCAUCAUUUGUACGCAAAGUUCAGUCCAUUUUGCAGGGGAAUGAGGGCUCUGCACAGCUGAUGCUGGACAGCAAGUAUCUCUUCCAAGUUACCUUUCCUUUCAGUCCCUCUCCACAAGCACUGGAAGUGAUCCAGGUUCCCAGCAGCCUCAAAGUGGGAUUCCUAACUCGAAUCUGAAGGCCCUGGAAAAAAGACAGGAUAUCAGAAAAGGAAUGGGUGUUUUUGUGCCACUUUGUAAACACACAACAUUUCACUUGUUACAACCCUCUGGUUUCAAGGAAGCAGAUAUGAACUUUCAAUAUUUUGUAAUGAUGGAACUGAAAUACAGUACAUGAACCAUUUGUAUGCACAUUUGUACUAUUGAUUGUUUUUCUGUUUGCUAUUUAAGUUUUAUAUAAAAUUGCUUUAAUAACGCACUGUAAUUACAACACUUUUUAGAAAGCUGCUAAAGGUUUUUGCUAUAGUUGUGUAUUUAGAUUUGUCGUAUUUACAUCUGUAACGGCAGUGCAAAUACAAAGUAAUGAAUGUGUUUUUUGUUGCUGUUUUACAACUGGAUUUUACAUGCCUACCUACAGCAAUCACAGUUCAUGCCAAAGAAAAGUGUUUCAAGCAUGUUGACUUGAACAAAUUCCAUAUAAAGACCAAUUCACGCAGAAGAUCUUGGCUAUUGUGGCUCAGGCUGUUCAUUUGAAAAAGUACAGAAGACUUUAUCAACUAUGAAUGUUUCUAAAGCUAUACAUUUUGCAUAGUACUAUAUGUUGCUGGUACAAAAAUACAACCACAAAAACUGCAUUGACAUUCAUUGUGAGGAGUCUCCAGCCAAAAAAUGAAUAAUAAUGUUUUGUCUGGAAAACAUCACAAGUAAACUGCAAAGGACGAGUUUAUUAUAACAGGCUGCUGAACACUGACAGACAGGUAAUAAUGGAAUAGUCUAAAUGCAACAUUGUUAAAAAAAAAAAAAAAAAAAAAAAAACUUUUUGUAUUAUUUUUAAAAAAUGUAACAUAUUUGAAUGGGCAGAUCAAAAAUCUAACUCCGCAGUUUUCUAUUGUUUUUAAAUGGUAUAACAUUUUAAUGAAAAGAUAAUAAAAAUAACUGCCCAGUUUCCUUUUAUUUUCUGCCUUUAUGUACACAUUGUUUUAAUACAAAAUAGGAGCACCUUAAUAACUGACAGUAACUGGUGUCUGGAUGCGCUAUUUGCAAACUAUUCAUGUAUUAACUGGAUUUUGUUCUAGAUUGUGUCCUAAUAGGUAUUUAUGAAACAAUAUGUGAGACAGGGCUGCCACUGGAUACCACAACUAGCCACAAUCUGAAUAUAUAUAUAUAUAUACAUGUGUGUGUGUGUGUUAAUAGUUAUUAUGACAAACUACAGUAUAUACCAAAUAUUAAAUCCAAAAUGAUUGCUUUUUCACUCUCCAAUCCAUUGUGCUGUAAU